This is a messenger RNA of Jaculus jaculus (lesser Egyptian jerboa), 4280 nucleotides long. It is a transcript of the gene Smg5, whose product is annotated as SMG5 nonsense mediated mRNA decay factor. Gene Ontology annotation, biological process: nuclear-transcribed mRNA catabolic process, nonsense-mediated decay. Bases 97 to 3156 code for a protein of 1019 amino acids. The transcript is spliced from 22 exons. Gene Ontology annotation, cellular component: telomerase holoenzyme complex. The record is from RefSeq and is a predicted model, not a curated record. Gene Ontology annotation, molecular function: telomerase RNA binding; protein binding; telomeric repeat DNA binding. Lineage: Eukaryota; Metazoa; Chordata; Mammalia; Rodentia; Dipodidae.
UGGCUGCGGCUACGGCCGGAGACGGCGGUGGAGGAGGCAGCGGUGGGAGGCGGAGGCUUGUGACCGGGAGCUGCCUCACCCCCGAGCCCGGGCACCAUGAGCCAAGGCCCCCCUGCAGGGGAGAGCAGCGAGCCCGAAGCCAAGGUCCUCCACACGAAGCGGCUUUACCGGGCUGUGGUGGAGGCAGUGCAUCGGCUUGACCUCAUCCUCUGCAACAAAACUGCAUAUCAAGAAGUGUUCAAACCCGAGAACAUUAGCCUGAGGAACAAGCUGCGUGAGCUCUGCGUCAAGCUUAUGUUCCUGCACCCAGUGGACUAUGGGAGGAAGGCUGAGGAGCUGCUCUGGAGAAAAGUAUACUAUGAAGUUAUCCAGCUUAUCAAGACUAAUAAAAAGCACAUCCACAGUCGAAGUACUUUGGAAUGUGCCUACAGGACACACCUGGUCGCUGGUAUUGGCUUCUACCAGCAUCUCCUCCUCUACAUUCAGUCCCACUACCAGCUUGAACUGCAGUGCUGCAUUGACUGGACCCAUGUCACCGACCCCCUCAUAGGAUGCAAGAAGCCAGUAUCUGCCUCAGGGAAGGAGAUGGACUGGGCACAGAUGGCAUGCCACCGAUGUCUGGUGUACCUGGGAGAUUUGUCGCGCUAUCAGAAUGAAUUGGCUGGUGUAGACACUGAGCUACUAGCUGAGAGAUUUUACUAUCAAGCUCUGUCAGUAGCUCCCCAGAUUGGAAUGCCUUUCAACCAGCUGGGCACCCUUGCAGGCAGCAAAUAUUAUAAUGUGGAAGCCAUGUAUUGCUACUUGCGCUGCAUCCAGUCAGAGGUGUCCUUUGAGGGAGCCUAUGGGAACCUCAAGCGACUGUAUGACAAGGCAGCCAAAAUGUACCACCAGCUGAAAAAAUGUGAGACUCGGAAACUGUCCCCCAGCAAAAAGCGAUGUAAAGACAUCAAGAGGUUGCUGGUGAACUUCAUGUACCUGCAAAGCUUGCUGCAGCCCAAAAGCAGCUCCAUGGACUCAGAACUGACCUUGCUUUGCCAGUCAGUCCUAGAGGAUUUCAACCUCUGCCUCUUUUACCUACCCUCCUCACCCAACCUUGGUCUGAGCACUGAGGAUGAGGAGGAGUAUGAGAAUGGAUAUGCUUUCCUCCCUGACCUCCUCAUAUUUCAAAUGGCCAUCAUCUGCCUGAUGGGUGUGCACAGUUUAAAGAGAGCAGGAGCCAAGCAGUACAGCGCCGCUAUCGCCUUCACCCUGGCCCUCUUCUCCCACCUCGUCAAUCAUGUCAACAUACGGCUGCAGGCUGAGCUGGAAGAGAGCGAAAACCCUGUUCCGACAUUCCAGAGCGAUGGCACAGAUGAACCAGAGUCAAAAGAAUCACUGGUGAAGGAGGAUGAGGAGCCAGAGCCUGAGCCUCCCCCCACGGCCUUACAAGGCGAUGAUGAGGGCAGAAAGAGCCGGAGGUUCUCCCGUCUGUCUUGCCUCCGUCGUCGUCGCCACCACCCCCCCAAGGCUGGUGAUGACAGCGACCUGAGUGAAGGUUUUGAAUCAGACUCAAGCCGGGACUCAGCCCAGGCCAGUGAGGACUCGGACAGUGGCUCUGACAAGAGUCUAGAAGGUGGAGGCACAGCCUUUGAUGCAGAGACAGACUCAGAAAUGAAUAGCCAAGAGUCCAGAUCGGAUCUGGAAGAUAUGGAGGAUGAGGAAGGGAUACAGUCUCCAGCCCUGGAGCCCCCUCGAGCCCGAUCAGAGGCUUCCGAUUCCCUCAAUGGCCCUCUGGGCCCCAGUGAGGCUAGCAUUGCCAGCAAUCUGCAAGCCAUGUCUACCCAGAUGUUCCAGACCAAGCGCUGUUUCCGACUGGCCCCCACCUUCAGCAACCUUCUCCUGCCGCCCACUGCUGAACCUCACACUUUGGCCAGUUGCAGACCCUGUGUCAACGGGGAUGUGGACAAGCCUUUGGAGCCAGCCUCUGAGGAAGGCUCUGAGUCAGAGGGAAGUGAGUCCAGCGGCCGCUCCUGUCGCAGUGAACGCAGUCUCCAAGAGAAGCUACAGGUCCUGACGGCUGAAGGCCUGCUUCCUGCUGUGAAAGUCUUCCUGGACUGGCUCCGCACCAACCCUGACCUCAUCAUCGUGUGUGCGCAGAGUUCUCAAAGUUUGUGGAACCGCCUGUCUGUGUUGCUUAAUCUGUUGCCAGCUGCCAGUGAACUUCAGGAUUCUGGCCUGGCCCUGUGUCCUGAGGUCCAGGGUCUCAUUGAAGGUUGUGAGCUGCCUGACCUCCCUGCUGGCCUGCUGCUCCCAGAGGACAUGGCACUGCGCAACCUGCCUCCUCUCCGAGCUGCUCACAAACGCUUUAACUUCGACACAGAUCGGCCUCUGCUCAGUGCGCUAGAGGAGUCGGUGGUGCGCAUUUGCCACAUCCGCAGCUUUGGUCACUUUGUUGCACACCUACAAGGCAGCAUCCUGCAGUUCAAUCCAGAGGUUGGCAUCUUCGUCAGCAUUGCCCAGUCUGAGCAGGAGAGCCUGCUACAGCAGGCCCAGGCCCAGUUCCGCAUGGCAGAGGAGGAGGCGCGACGAAACCGGCUCAUGAGAGACAUGGCUCAGCUCCGACUGCAGCUCGAGGUCUCCCAGCUGGAAGGCAGCCUGCAGCAGCCCAAGGCCCAGUCAGCUAUGUCCCCUUACCUCAUCCCUGACACCCAGGCCCUCUGCCAUCAUCUCUCUCUCAUCCGUCAGCUGGCCACGAGCGGUCGCUUCAUCAUUAUCAUCCCAAGAACAGUGAUUGAUGGCCUGGAUUUGCUGAAGAAGGAGCACCCAGGGGCCCGGGAUGGGAUCCGGUACCUAGAAGCAGAGUUUAAAAAAGGAAACAGGUACAUUCGCUGCCAGAAGGAAGUGGGAAGGAGCUUCGAGCGGCAUAAGCUGAAGAGGCAGGAUACAGAUGCCUGGACACUUUAUAAGAUCCUAGACAGCUGCAGACAGCUCACACUGGCCCAGGGGGCAGGAGAGGAAGACCCAAGCGGCAUGGUCACCAUCAUCACAGGCCUUCCACUGGACAACCUCAGUGUGCUCUCUGGGCCCAUGCAGGCUGCCCUGCAGGCUGCUGCCCAUGCCAGUGUGGACAUCAAGAAUGUUCUGGACUUCUACAAGCAGUGGAAGGAGAUUGGUUGAAACUGACCUCGAGGCCCUGCAGUGGGGCCGACUCCAGAUCUCUGCUGCUCUCCUUGGCGUCCAGGGUCACCACCUGUAGUCACCUCACCACAUACAGAAUCACGCACGCGCACACAGGAAGGAAGGCCAGCUGCACAGAGGCUGCAGGGAGAGCCCAGGAGCCAGCUGGGAGGGUGGGGGCCCUUUGUUGCCAAAACAAUGUCAGGAAAGGGAGAAGUGCUGGUGGGCCCCUAGCCAGCCCUCCCACCUUGACCCUUUUGCUGUCCCCUGGGCAGUGCCAGGCAUGGUUGUCUGCGUUUCACUGGAGAGGUCAUUCUGAGGAAAGGACACCAGAAGGACCUGUCUUCACCCAGGAUGCUGGUUGGGUGGGGGCCAGAGUUUAGAGCCUCCAGGCUCUGGGGGAAGAGUUGGGUUGUACCAAGUGUCUGUAUGGUUCUGUGCAGGUCCCUCGCCUUGCUUGGAGGGGCAGGACUGCUCUGGAGCCAACUGGGGGGCACUUAGGGAAGCAGGGCCUGGAGCAGCCUGCACCACAGAGCAGGGCAGGGGCCACAUCCUCCUGGCACACCCCACUUCUGCUUCCUGUCUGCGCUGUCCAGCUUCCAGGUCACCUAGGGCUGCAGGUGGAGCGGCCCGCGUGCUGGGGAGGGUUCCUUGUGUCAGCCUGCAGCUGCUGUGCUGGGAUGGGUGUGGGCUGAGGCCGGGCCCCGCCACAUCCAGGGAGGGCUGAAGGCAGAGUGGCAGAUAAAAGAGGCGCCUGGAAGCUGCAUGCUCAGGACCCUCUGUCCGAGACCACCCACCUUUUGCCAGUCCCAGGACUAGAGGCCUGGUGGGCCAAGUGUGGGCUGGCUUUGGAGUGUUGAGUAACAAGUGAGAGCAGAGAUCAUGAGUAACUCGGGUAGAAGCUGCCCUAGAGCAGAGCUGGGGGAGGCUCUGGCCAGGGGUGUAUCAGCCCCUCUCAGGUGGAAGCAGAGCUGGAUGGGGCCAGGAGGCGAUCUCUGCAGACUCUCCUCCCCACCUCUGCUAACCCUCCAAGAUGGGUCUGGGAAAACGGGGGCAGUGGGGUUGCCUUACCUCCAGCUCCUGUGCAGAGACUCACGCAUCACUUAAUAAAACCCCCAAGCCCA